AAUGUGUGUUAUAUCUCGCGUAGUGUGUGCUGUCCACCGGCAACCAUAUACACACGAUCGCCUCGGAGAUACAACGCUUAGAACUCGGGAGAAGACCACCUCCACGCUGGAAGCUAGCAUUCGGUUCAAGUGCGGGCUUUUUGUUUAGUACUGAUUUAGUUGCGGCUGGGUGCAGACUGGAGUGGUAGUCAUUCAGGGUGCGUACGCCCAGUUACACAGUUGGCAGUGAUCGGCGGUGUGACCUUCGUUCCGUUCCCGUUCAGAAUAAAUCGCGUUCCCCGUGAGAUGGCAGAUCAGUGCAAUUCUACCCCCAUCGGAAACACCAAUGGGCCAAAUGGCGAAUCGGUGCCAAAUGGCGAGGACGACCAAGUUCCAGAGCUACCACAGUAUCUGCACGCAGCGCUAAACCAGCUAGCCCCGAGGGAAGGUUUUACCGAGGGUAACUUUACGAUCGCGUUUGAUUUUGGAUCCAGCAAGGGCGAUGGGUUCGUGGGGCAGAUGUUCAAGGCCACCAUCAGCGAGGGGGACAGAGCCGAAGUGUACUUGUGCAAGAUACCGCCACUCGAUGACGAUCGGCGUGAGCAGUUUUACUCGAUGACAGCAUUCGCUCGGGAGGUGCUGGCGUACGAUCGCUUCCUACCGACGAUCUACGCGUACCAGCGGCAGAAGGGAAUUCAAUCUCCGGAGGAUGGUUUCUUCCAAACGCCACGCUGCUACUACGCGCACUGCGACGAGGUGGCCCAAGAAUCGGUCAUCAUUAUGGAAGAUCUGCGACUGCGUGACUUUCGGCUGUGGAACAAGCAUAAGAUAAUCGAUUACGAUCAUGCCGCGCUGUUCAUGUCACACCUGGGCCGAUUGCAUGCCAUCUCGCUGGCGAUGAAGCGCGAUCAGCCGGAGCAGUUCGAGCAGUUCAAGCUAUCGAACCCGUUCGAUCCGAUGCUGAAGGCGGAUGGUCCGUUCCGAAACAUGAUCCUCUCGCAGCUGCAAAUGGUUAUCGAUGCGCUGGACGAACAGGAUACGGUCGAGCGGGCGAAGAUGGACCAGCUCAAGGAGGAAGUGUUCGAUGAGCUGUUACGCUGUGGCACGGCGGCACUAGCGGAACCGUACGCGGUGGUUGGGCAUGGCGACUGCUGGACGAACAACAUGAUGUUCCGAUACGAGGAAGAAAAAGUUCGAGAAAUUAUCUUUUUCGACUGGCAAGUGAUGCGAUACGUCACUCCGGUGCAGGACAUUGUGUACUUCAUCUUCUGCUGCACGGAUGAGGAAUUCCGGCGAAAGUAUUACCACGAGAUGAUUGAUAUCUACUACCGAUCGCUGUCGACGAUGUUGGCAAAGUUGCAGCAUGACGUUGGGGAGGUUUUUCCCCGGUCGGCUUUCGACGAGCAGCUGCGCGUGUUUGGCCGGUACGGUAUACUGAUGGGCAUGUUCUUGGUGCCGAUGAUGUGCACCCGAAGCGAGGAGCUGCCCGACAUUGAAGCGUUGGCACACAAGAUGGCCGAAUCGCAGCAGUUGAAUGAGAGCUUCUUCAAAACGACCGAAUCGAAUCAGCAAGCGUACGAAACGCGUAUCAGGGCCGUCGUGAAGGAUUGCAUACGGUUUGGAUAUUUCUGAGUGCAGCGAUAGACCUUAGCUGCAAGCGAUAUGAGAUAAUAAACGUUCGAAUAAAAUUUCAA
This is a messenger RNA of Anopheles stephensi (Asian malaria mosquito), 1673 nucleotides long. RefSeq lists its product as uncharacterized. The record is from RefSeq and is a predicted model, not a curated record. The coding region runs from base 286 to 1611 and encodes 441 amino acids. Lineage: Eukaryota; Metazoa; Arthropoda; Insecta; Diptera; Culicidae. The transcript has 2 exons.